Molecule: messenger RNA, 1211 nt
Organism: Drosophila pseudoobscura
Lineage: Eukaryota; Metazoa; Arthropoda; Insecta; Diptera; Drosophilidae
Gene: TwdlG
Product: TweedleG
Exons: 3
Coding region: 235-1119 (294 amino acids)
Source: RefSeq, a predicted model, not a curated record
UCGUCGUCGUCUUCAUCUUCGUGUGGUUUAGCCGCAUUUGUGGGCUCGGACUCAGUUUCAGUUUCAGUUUCAUUUAAACAUUCGUCUCAGCAGCAAAACUAUUCGUGAGCGACACUUUCGAGUCUGGGGCUUAUAAGUCUGGGCGGACAGUGAUUAGCAUUUAGUUGAACCGUGAUUGCCAAGCGUCCAGGUGGUAGAUACCUGAGCCGAGACAUCUCUUCAUCACGAGCGGAAAUGCGUGUCUUCAUUGUUUCGUGCCUUCUGGGCCUGGCGAUGGCCGUGCCCCAAGGAUACAACUACCAGGCGCAGCAGCAACCCCAACUGUCGCAGGCUGGUCUGCUGCAGUUGCCCGCCAUUCCCCAGUUUGCCACCAUCGCAGAGCAGAACCUCCUCCAGCAGGCGCUUCAGAGCCCCAGAGUGAGUCAGGCGUUGUCUGGAGGCUCCGGAAGCACCAUCAGCUACCCAUCGGCGCCACAGCAAAACCAGGCUCCGCUCUACCAGCAGCAGCAACAGUCGGUGCUGCCGCAACAAACGCAGCUGAAUGGAAACUUUGCGUACAACCAGCAGUCCCAUCAGCAUCAGUACCAGCAACCACAGCAGCAGCAGCAACAGCAUCUUGUCUCUAAAGAUAUUUAUGUUCAUGUGCCGCCCGCAGAGGACCCCGAAGAACACUAUCCCCAGCCUGCCCUGCCGAUUGCGCCACCACGCAAGCACUACCGCAUCGUUUUCAUCAAGGCGCCAACGCCGAGUGUCAGUAAAGCGGCAUUGCGUGUAAAGCAGGCGCCAGUGGAGGAGAAGACCAUCAUCUAUGUGCUGACCAAGAAGCCCGAUCCUCUGGACCUGCAGGCUGCCCUGGAGGAAGUCGCGCCCAAGCAGCCCAGCAAGCCAGAGGUCUUCUUCAUCAAGUACAAGACUCAGGAGGAAGCUGCGCAUGCGCAGCGCACCAUCCAAGCUCAAUACGACCAGCUAGGUGGAACUUCGCAGGUGUCAGACGAAGGAGUAGCGCCUGUCACAUCGGUGAUUGGAGUUCUGGACAGUCAGCGUACCAGUGGGGCCCCUGUCGGCGAGCUGACGGGCGUUGUGCCCACCAGAUACUUGCCUGCCCAUCUGCGUACAUAGGAAUACAAAACACGUAGUUUAAGAUGACUGUCAUACUUAUAAGUAUCCAAAUGUUGUACAUUUUAAGAUCAAUACACAUACAUACAUACAUA